Spizellomyces punctatus DAOM BR117 is the source of this 975-nucleotide messenger RNA. RefSeq lists its product as uncharacterized. The coding region runs from base 216 to 905 and encodes 229 amino acids. The record is from RefSeq and is a predicted model, not a curated record. Lineage: Eukaryota; Fungi; Chytridiomycota; Chytridiomycetes; Spizellomycetales; Spizellomycetaceae. The transcript has 3 exons.
GAAAUCCGCACUAACACUUUUCCCCCCAACCAGCCUUCAAAUAUAGAGUUAUGACCUCAUGAUCCAUUAGGUUUCCUUCUUUUUGACGUCACCCCCCAAAACCUCCAAGACUUGUAUAAAAGGACGCUAUCUGCCAGCAGUCUUGCCUUGGAAUAACAAUCUGUGUUUUGAAAAAAGACAUAUCAACACCAUAUCAAAGAAUACACUCUCAAACCAUGUCUACGUCCAUUCACCUUCCUACUGAUCCUGCCGUCAAAGCCGGAAACCCCUACCCAAAGAGCGAUGCUCCCACUCCACACAGCGACGUGCAUAUUGGCGGUGGGGAUGCUACAACAAAGACCAAAUCUUUGGACAGCGGGACGACGGUUAAGAAGCAGAUUGAAGAUUUAUACAAACUGAUCGAUGGAAUCGAGACGGCAAUGAUGACUACGCGGGCACCGAAUGGGUCGCUUGUCAGUCGCGCGAUGCAGACGAGGAAGCGAGUCCAUGGAGUUGAUCUAUGGUUCGUGACAGACAACCAAUCCCACAAACUCGAUGACCUCAACUUUGACCCACACGUCAAUAUCGCCUAUUACAGGCCCAGCACCUCCAACUGGGUCUCCGUCUCUGGCCGUGCUCGGAUAGUAAACGACCGCAACAAGAUCAAAGAACUCUGGUCGGAUGAUCUGCGAGCCUGGUUUGGUGAUUUACAGGAUGGUGUUCACACGGGUGGCCCCGAGGACCCUCGUAUUAGUUUGAUUUUUGUGGAAGCAGAAUCAGCGCAUUAUCAAAUUCAGGAAAAGUCUGCGCCCAGGGCUCUGUUUGAUAUCAUUAAGGGGUCGUAUACGGGAGAGCGUCCGCAUAUUGGACCGACGCGGGAGCUUGACGCUGCAGCAUUAGGGGCAGCGAGAAAGCUUGAAGAAUAGGGGCAUUUUGUAAAUAUUAUGUGUAGGAUCCUGUUUAAAAGAGACGAUUUUCUGGUAUCUUUGACCAAAA